AUGGCACCCCGCGGGUCGCUGCUGCUGCUGGCGCUGCUGUUGCUGAGCUGCGCCCUGCCCCGCGCCCGCGGCCAGCACUGGUCCCACGGGUGGUACCCGGGGGGCAAGCGGGACCUGCGGACCCCCAGCGGCCUCCAGGUCCCGUCCCCUCUGGGGCGCUGCCGUCCCCUCCCGUGUCCCCCCCGGCGGGAGGAGCCGCUGCCGCCCCCCGCUCUGCGCCCCUGACCGGAGGCACCGAACCCCGCGGGAGCGACCCGGGACCCCCCGAGGGGAAUAAAGGGGCUGGG
This is a messenger RNA of Melospiza georgiana, 287 nucleotides long. Its product is annotated as progonadoliberin-2. Bases 1 to 225 code for a protein of 74 amino acids. The transcript is spliced from 3 exons. Lineage: Eukaryota; Metazoa; Chordata; Aves; Passeriformes; Passerellidae. Gene Ontology annotation, biological process: multicellular organism development. Gene Ontology annotation, molecular function: hormone activity. Gene Ontology annotation, cellular component: extracellular region. The record is from RefSeq and is a predicted model, not a curated record.